This is a messenger RNA of Seminavis robusta, 1061 nucleotides long. The record is from the annotation of a GenBank genome assembly. NCBI's taxonomy places the organism in Eukaryota, Bacillariophyta, Bacillariophyceae, Naviculales, Naviculaceae.
CCACCAUCUCAUUUGUUUUACUAGUAUGGCGUCAUGGCGUCAAUCCUGUCGUCCUGAAUGGUGCAGUACGAAAUCUGCAAGCAGCAGCACUUCUUUCCUCAUUUGACAUCCAGUCCAAACUCUCCUGUAGUAUCCGACUUGUUUGUCAAGCUCACCAGGUUACCAUGUCGUCGUCCCCUUUCUCCACUAACAGUAGCAACGGCGCAAAGAGAUGCAACAUUUCGGUGGAUGGGGAAUCGUUUGACAUUACGAAUCUGUUGGAAGAACUGCCCACUACUAGUACUACUAGCGAUGGUCACGACGAUGAUGACAAGCGCGACGCGUUGAAAAAGAACUAUCCGAGUAUUGGCAAAUUGUUGGCGCAAUCGAGUCAUCACAAACUUCGCGCCAGCUUUUUGGGGCGCGAAGACAGUUUCGUGUUUCCCACUUCUUCCAGUCAUCAUCAGACGGGUGUGCCCGGUUUGUCGGAACUGAACGAAUCCAUGAGUUCCUUUAGCGAAUCCCACGGAUUCCUCGAAGGAUCCAGUUGGCAUAAUACUACACUACUACUUGUAGUGAUGACGACCGCAAGAUGCCCGCCAACGAAAUCGAAGUUUCUCCGGGUGUCUUUUUGCCGUUUCGCGGUUCGGACGAAACCUGGCGGGCCAUUCGAGACGGCAAGCACUGUUGCGUCGUGUGCUUUGAUUGCUCUCUCGAGUUGGUGGCUGCUAGAGACUGUGCCCAUGUCGUCUGUCCCGAAUGUCAUACCGUCAAUCCCCUCUCUCUCGAUCAUCAUUCCUCCGGAUCCCAGCAUUUUGGGGUACUCAUGGGAUUCAAGAAACAGUGGUGUGGGGAAUAUUUCAAGGAUGAAACUACAGGAGGUUGAAGAAAAAAGAUCAAUAGUUGGACAGGAAUUGGAAUUGGAAUGGAUCGAUGGUGUACGGCAAGGCAAGGCAAAGCACUGCAAGGCAAAAACACAAACUUUAGGAGAAUCAUAAAGUCUGGGACAACAAACGUCUCAAUCGUUAGCGGCAAACGUCCGAGAUUUGUGCAUGUAAUCAUAGUAAGAAGCUUCAUUUUUU